UUUUUUUUCUUGUCCUCUGCAGAAACACAACAACGUCGAUAAGAAUUUGAUCGGGUGAAACUUGGUGUAGCUGUAAGCAGGUAUAGCGACGUCAGCAACAAGGAUUCGAACACAACAAAAGAAAAGGUCUCGUCGAGUUCAAACGAUUUAAACAACUUAAGAAUGCACGUGGAGGUCCAAGUUGCAUUAAAUUUUCUGAUAUCUUUUCUUUACAACAAAUUACCUAGGAGACGAGUGAACCAGUUUGGUGAAGAAUUGGAGAAAGCUUUAAGACGGAAAUUUCAGGGACACUGGUACCCUGACAAGCCCAUGAAGGGAUCUGCUUAUCGCUGCCUGAAGACAUCAUUUCCUUUAGACCCAAUUUUCGAAGAAGCUACCCUAGAGUGUGGGGUAGAUCUGCGUGAUAUACAGGAAAAUUUACCAAAAGAACUCAGCAUUUGGAUCGAUCCAGGAGAGGUGUCCUAUCGUCUAGGAGAAAAGGGUCCCGUUAAGGGACUUUACAGCCAAUAUGACAAUUCUGAAACGACUAACGAACGCGUAAUGUCACGCACUUUCAACCCUGAAGCUCAGUGCUUUAAGCCAAUAGAUAGUGUAGCGUCCCAACUGGAGGGACUUUCGUUGAGCUGUUCACCAACUACUCCAGUUACCCCUUAUAGAAGCACUCCUUCGCCUAAGUAUAAACCCAAUAGUCCUGUAAGCGGUUUUAUUUCCAAGACGACAACUCCUCUCACUUUUACAACGGCUACUUUCGCUCAGACCAAAUUUGGCUCAACUAAACUGAAAAGUAAUACUAAAAGAUCUCAUCGUCUGUCUCCAACAGAGUUUGGAAACUCAAUCAAGCAGAGAGUGAUGAUGCAGCAGGUUCAACAACUAGCACAACAACAACAACAUCUCGUCUCUUCUCAUCCUCAGUCAGCAGUUAUUGCAGCAGCCAUUUUAGCUACAGAAGGAAAUGCUAACAUCAAUGUCCCUCAGCGGCCAAGGUCUCUUUCACCAAAUCCUCAGCUUGAUGCAAGUUUUCUCCUCAUGGCCUCCCUACAACAGUCUCGAUUUUCGCCUAAUUCAACCCAGCUUUCUUCUCGUGCAUUUCCUCACUCCGGAUUGGUCGACAUUAACCUGAAUGGCUAUACAAAUGACUUGUUUGCAGCCUCCAACAUAAACGCAGCUGUAUCAACUGCUCCAGUAAGCUGUACCGCUAAGACAGAUUGCCAGUCAAUAUCUACUCCAACAAACAUGGCCGCCAUCAACAGCACGCUUUCUUCCUUCUUCGACAAAUCUUAUGUGAACACCGCUGGGGGUUUGAAUAUAAACUUACCUUCUGGAGAUUCUAAUACUACAACAUUCGGAGUGGAUACUGUUAAUCUCAACCUUAGUGGCAUGUCCUACGCCAACCAAUACCAGCAUUUGUUGGUGGCCAAUUAGAAUCGACAUUUCUUUUGAACCACUCAAUCCACGACACGCUUGCGUUUAGUAGGUUGUCGGUUGUCAAGAUAUACGACAUUUACGAAUCAUUUUCGAUUUCUGGCGUCCUUGGAGUCACGUGUCAUGUGAUACGAAACCGUUGAUAAAUCCUUAGUUUUAGGUUGUGAAACUUCUAAGUUUCUGACGUAAGGAGUACAAAAAUGCGAAAUCUGUCAUCGCAAAUGAAAUAUAUAAGAGCUUUUCAAAUCAAAGAACCAUAGUGAUAAACUGAAUAUUAUUUUUUGUUGUUGUUGCGUUUAUUUAAGUAAUAUAAAGCCUAAACGAUACAAAAUAUGAAAAGCUAACUUUUCUUUCGUGUAAAAUAUCAAAUAAUCUGUAUUACUAUGUUCGAGCAACAGCGUAAUUUGCUACUACCGGACAUUUUCUUCUGGUGCUAGGCCUUUUCGUAUAUAUAAGAUAACCUAGCACGCUCUUAAUCUUCCUCGGAAUUUGUUAAAUAGAAAAAAUAAAAGACAAAGAUACAUAUUUCUUCAAGUUUUGAGAAUCAAUAAUACGUAUUCAAAAUCCGUGUUAUUCCAAUUGAAAUGAAAUUGCAACAACGAGCGUGAAAGUGCAGGAUGAACAAAUAUUUAAGUAUACGUGAUAAAUUCACAAUUCCGCUUUCGUAGCUUUUACGAAAUAACUAGAAAACGAGAUUGUCCACGUGUAGAAAUGUCUGAGAGUAGGAUUGGACAGGGGGGGGGGGGGUAGGAGAGCUUUAAAAAACAAACGAGAAAAAACAAAAUGAUUCUAGAACGAAAUCAUUAGGUGAAAGCUAAGUUCGGUUUCUAUCAUCUUUUAGAUUAGGCUUAGCUGGACGAUGUUGUAUUUGUGAAAUAUUUCAACCAAAUUCCUUUCGUGUUCUUACUGAUGCACGUUCGAAGUUGGCGUUUAACAUAUUCUCAUCGAUUCGUUAAGUCAGUUUGGGGUAGGGGGGUUAUAUUUUCUUAUUGCCUAGUACGUUGAAUUCCUUACUAGCUACCCCCCUUAUGUGUACAGUUUAAACGUUAAGAGACUAUAUUUAAUUAUUCUUUCUAAACAACGUUUGUGUAUACUAAAGGUGUUUUAUCUUUUGUACUUGAAGAACCCGUAUGUAAUGUUUCCUUAAUUUUUUAUAACUAUGUCGAUUGCUAAUAAUUACCAGAACUAUUUGUUUUUAUUACAGUUAUCCUUAUAACUAUAAGUGUGUGUGUGUGUGUGUAUGGUUUGUAAAUUAAACAAAGUUCUAGGUUUUUUCUUAUCGGUAACAUUUUUUAACACUUGUGAAAUGUUGUAAUUAAUAGAUUGGAUAUCGUUUGUUGAAUAAAUUGUGUAAUUUUUUUUUCUUUUUCUUCAGGCACUUACUCGUAUUUUAUCGCGCUUGGCGACUCCUAAGACGUGUAUACAUAUUAAGAUUUCCGUUUUAAUGUCUUGUUACAUUUUUAAGUUUGUAAUAAACGUCUUUCGUAAUGUUG
Molecule: messenger RNA, 2915 nt
Organism: Limulus polyphemus (Atlantic horseshoe crab)
Lineage: Eukaryota; Metazoa; Arthropoda; Merostomata; Xiphosura; Limulidae
Product: protein Tob1-like
Exons: 1
Coding region: 163-1422 (419 amino acids)
Biological process (GO): regulation of gene expression
Cellular component (GO): cytoplasm; nucleus
Molecular function (GO): transcription corepressor activity
Source: RefSeq, a predicted model, not a curated record